Cricetulus griseus (Chinese hamster) is the source of this 945-nucleotide messenger RNA. NCBI's taxonomy places the organism in Eukaryota, Metazoa, Chordata, Mammalia, Rodentia, Cricetidae. The record is from RefSeq and is a predicted model, not a curated record.
AUGAGAGGAACAGAUAUUCACAGCAUACAGAAGGAUUAUCCCACAACAGUGGGGUUAACAGAAUUGCAGAUGAACCUGGUGCCAUAUCCCUGUAUGUACUUUACACUGGCCACCUAUAUCGAAGUUAUCUCAGUCAAGUAGGCUUACCAUAAGCAGCUCUCAGUGGCCAAGACCACCAAUUCCCACUUUGAGCCAGCUAAUCAGAUGGUCAAAUAUGACCCUAACAAAGAUAAGUAUGUGGCCUGCUGCACGUUGUACAGAGGAGACGUGGUCACAGACAUUGUCACUAUCAAGGCCAUGUAUAUCCAGAUUGUGAAAUGGUGCCCAUUUAGAUUUAAGGCAGGCAUUAACUACCAGCCCCCCUUUAUGGUCCCUGGGGGAGACCUGGCCAAGGAACAGCAGGCCAUGUGUAUGCUCAGCAAAACAACUGCCACUGAAGAGGCCUGGGCUCACCUAAAUCACAAGUUCAACCUCAUGCAUGCCAGAGAGGCCUUUACGCACAUCUAUGUGACAGCAGGUGUGGAGGGGUGUUCUCUGAGGUCAGAGGACCUGGCAGCCUCGGGGAAGGGUUAUUAAGAGAUGGCUGUGGAUUCUGCAGAAUGAGGGGGGGGAAUACUGAAGUGUCAGGGAGCACUACAGAUCGCACCGGGGCUGCUUAGUCCUAACGGCGAGCGCUCGGUAGUCACCCUGGAUACACAAACAAAACAAGGGAGCGAGGACACGGCCGCUCCGGGGAUCUCAAGCACCUCAGCGGCAACGAUCGGCCCGCACUCCCAACAUCCGGUGGCCGGCCCGCCAGGAUCUCUUCCGGUCCCGCCCCUUGAGGGCAGUCGCAGCCCGCUACGGAGUCCCUACGCUCCCAACUUCCGCAUUGACCCACCCAUCGCGAGACUUUGGCGGCGCAGCAAUGGCAAGACCGUGAGUACCGCUGACGGGAGUCUAUAG